Messenger RNA from Schistocerca cancellata (South American locust), 4590 nucleotides. RefSeq names its product UDP-glycosyltransferase UGT5-like. The transcript is spliced from 6 exons. The coding region runs from base 140 to 1735 and encodes 531 amino acids. Gene Ontology annotation, molecular function: UDP-glycosyltransferase activity. Lineage: Eukaryota; Metazoa; Arthropoda; Insecta; Orthoptera; Acrididae. The record is from RefSeq and is a predicted model, not a curated record.
ACGAUGCACAGAUGCCUGACGGUUUCAUAGGCCGACGGCUGUAUGUGUGUAGACGCAGUUUUCUUGCAGCAGGGACACACAACGUAAAAGCGCGCUAGAGAGUAUCAUUACGGAGCUCGUGGUCGCAGGAAACGACACGAUGUCUUUAGUUUCCUGUGCUGAUGGGAGAAAAUGGCAGAGAUUCUGGCAGUGUAUACUUUUGCUAACUGGAGUUAUCACACAGUGCCAGGGAGCUAACAUUCUGUCAGUUAUGUCAGUUCCAAGCAAGAGCCACAUGGUCUUUUUGUCACCACUGCUUCAUGAACUAGCACAGAGAGGACAUAAUUUGACUGUGAUUAGUCCAUUCCCACAGUCUCCCCCGGUCAAGAACAUAAGAGAUAUUAAAUUGAAUGUCACAAUGGACAGCUUCCGAAAAGAGAGAAACAUGUCCCUGUUUGAAAUGGGUGAAGUUAACCCAUUUAUUUUACUUCUCUUCUCUAGCACCAUUGGAAGUUCAAUGUGCAAGAACGCUAUCAGUACACCAGAAGUACAAGAUCUAAUAACAUCCAAUAAUCAGAAGUUCGAUCUCCUCAUAGCUGGAGUUUUCACAGAGUGUUUUCUUGGAUUGGCUCACAAGUAUAAUGCCAGUAUUAUACAACAAAUUCCUAAUACUCUAGCAUUUGUGAUGGGUGAUGCAGUUGGCAAUCCUGCUGCAUAUGCCUACAUUCCUGACAUAAUGCUUGAUAUUCCUGUGAAUAUGAAUUUUUUACAACGGACAUUAAACAGUGUGUAUGGGCUCCUUGUUGAAUUACUGCGAUUCUUUGUUUAUGUGCCCAAUCAACAAGAAAUUAUGUUGUCAUAUUCUAGGAAUAUUGAUAAUUUACCAUCUGUUGUGAAAUUGUUCAAAAGCAGUUCCCUGGUUCUCAUCAACAACCAUGAAAGCAUAGGCCUUUCCAGGCCACUAACACCAAAUACAAUUCAAGUUGGAGGAAUGCAUAUUAAACCUGCAAAAGAUCUUCCAAAGGACCUUAAAACAAUUUUGGAUAAUUCAAAAGAAGGAGCUAUAUUCUUCAGUCUGGGAACAAAUGUUCAAGCUUCUGAAAUGCCAAAUGACAAGUUCAUUGCCUUUAUGAAAGCUUUCUCAAAGCUGAAGCAAGAAGUACUGUGGAAAUGGGAUCAAGAUACUAUGGUUGGGAAGCCAAAUAAUGUACAUCUUGGGAAAUGGUUUCCCCAAAAUGAUAUUUUGGGACAUAAAAAUGUUGUGUUGUUUAUAUCACAUGGUGGCUUACUGAGUCUUCAAGAAGCUGUCUACCAUGGAGUUCCAGUUGUAGGAAUACCACUAUUUGGUGAUCAGAAAGUGAAUUUGAUUCGAGCUGAGGCCAAAGGAUAUGCAGUUAAAUUACUAUUCCACAAUGUAACAGAAGAGUCAUUGCUGUGGGCAAUCAAUGAAGUUUUAACUCAGCAAAAGUACCGGCAGCGUGCAGCAGAGCUGUCGCAACUGUUCCGUGACCAGCCUCAGCAGCCUCUGGAGCGCGCCAUCUUCUGGACCGAGUAUGUGUUGCGGCACGGUGGUGCACCACACUUGCGCAGUGCAGCAUUGGACCUCUACUGGUGGCAGCUGGCAUUGCUUGAUGUUGCAGCAGCCGUUGCAGUCUGCACGCUGCUACCAGUGUUGCUCUGCCUCUUUGUGGUCCGCAGGUGCUGCCGAAGGCAUGCUACACCAGAAGUCCAUGCAGAGUCAAAGAAAAAACGGUAAUGAUGUCAACACUUUGAGACCACAAGGAACUGCAUACUGAAUUCAGUGGGAUAGAUCAGUUGCAUGCCAUAUGACCUGACUUUCCCUUCACCGCAGUUGUGUAAAUAUAAUCAAAACAUAUUGUCUGUAUGCCUCACCAUGCUAAGUUAGCAAUUUUGUGACACAGUGUUACAGGCUGAGGAUGGAUUGGUAAGCUGAAUGUAAAACAUAAUAAAUAUUUUAAUCAAAAAGUAACCUGUUUCAUUAUCUCCAUCAAUGUGCACUUCAAAACAUGUCUUUUGUGAACAUUAAUAAAUGGUUCAUAACCAGUUUGUUGUCACUAAUUUUGAAAAGAUGCACUACAUGUAGUUGACAGCUUGUGAAAGUUUUCCUCUCAGGAUAUGUCUAAAAUACAGCUAAAAUGGUUGAUGGUGAUAGUCCUGGGAUUACAACCUGAUGAUAAAUUCAGUUGGAAGGAGCAUAACACCAGUCUGGUGAAACAACUACAGAAAUUUUUAUUUGCAAUGUGGAUGUUGUCAAGGCAAAGUGAUAUAAGUGCUUUGUCAGACCACCAUGCAGUAGAACUAAGUGUGCACAUAAAAAAGGUUCCUACACACAGUUGCUAUAGAUAUAUUAGGAUGAAUACAGACCAAAAUAUAACUCAUUUGAAUAAUAUGCUAAGGAAUGUGGAUUGGAACAGUGUUCUAACAACACUUCAUAGUUAUGGCAAAUUCUCAAGUGAACUAUUCUACAUUUUUAAACAAGCCUGCCAUUUAUAAAAAAGAGAAUUCAGUCACAUGCUGUAACCCGAAACUGGAUAUCAAGUUCAGUCACUGCGGCUAGAGAAAAACUGAGAUGGUAUGAGUAUGCUAUGUUAAAUGACUUGAGCAAUAAAAAAUUAAAAGAAGAGUUCAAAAAGUAUCAGAAAUACUAUGUAGACCUCCUAAUUUUGGAAAAACAGAAACAUUUUGAAAGUUCAUUCAGAGCUCAAAUAAUAUCUCCAAAACAUCAUGGUCACUAGUAAACAGAGACAUAGGUAAAUCUGAGAAACAUACAGCUGAAAAUCACUUGCUGAUAAACGGCACAAUAGAAACUGAUCAGAAUAAGAUAGCAGAUCUAUUUAACAAUUACUUUGCCUCUGUUGGCUCCAGCAUAAACAAUCUGCUUAAAAAUCAUAAAUACAAAUUCAGAGGAACACCAGUGUCAGGAAAUAUAUUUUUGAUGCCAACAAGUAAAGAAGAAAUGAUUAAAAUAGUGAGUAGCUUAAAGAAUUCCCAUGCAGCAGGAUAUGAUGGUCUUAGUCUGGACACUCUUAAGAAAUGUAUACAUAAAAUUGCAUCACCUUUAUCAAAAGUUGUCAACUCUCAUAUGGAAGAUGUUCUAUUUCCAGAUGAGUUGAUAAUUGCUCGAGUUGUGCCUAUUUUUAAAAAAGGAAACAGGAAUCUAGUAGAAAACUUUCGACCCAUUUCUGUUCUUCCAAUAAUAUCCAAAAUCUUUGAGAAAGUAAUAUACAUAAGAAUCUGGAACUUCCUGGUAUGUAAAAAAGUGAUUUCUAAGGGGCAGUAUGGGUUUGUCAAGGGGUCGUCCACCAUUACAGCAGCAUCCAACUUAAUCGAAGGUGUCACUCAAGCAAUAGAUAAUAAAGAACAUGUAUGUGGCAUCUUUCUGGACUUACAAAAAGCAUUUGACUGUGUUGAUACGGCCAUAUUGCUGGACAAACUGUGGAACUAUGGCAUUCGAGGCAAAGCCCAUAAUUUGAUGAGGUCCUACUUGACAAAUAGGAAGCAGUUUGUGUCUAUUAGCACUACAGAGGGAGCAUACAAAUAAAACACCACUGACAUAAAUUUUGGUAUUCCACAGGGGUCAAUAUUAGGACCACUUCUUUUUGUUAUUUAUGUUAAUGAUAUUCAGUCCAUAACAAACACAAAUAAAUCUGUCUAUAUUGAAUUUGAUCUUGGGAGCCAAAAAACUCAUGAAAACCAAAUCUUAAUGGGCGACGAAUACAUUAAAAAACAAUACUCGACCAAAUUUCUUGGCCUGACACUUGAUGCGGAGUUAUACUGGUCUGAUCAUGUGAAUGAUAUUUGCAAAAAGCUAAGUAAUACCAUAUAUGUCCUAAGAAAAGUGACACCUUUUUGUAACAUCACCACUCUGAGGCAAAUAUAUUUUGCACUGCUUGAAUCCCAUCUAAGCUAUGGGAUAGAGGUAUGGGGAUCCAGCAGUAAAGGUAGUAUGAAAAGUGUACUUAUCUUACAAAAGAAGGCACUUAGAAUUAUGGGAAAGAAAUGUGCUAGGGAGUCCUGCAGAAAUUUGUUUAAAGAAUUUAAAAUACUAACUGUUCAUAACCUGUAUGUGCUGAAGAUAAUCAUUAUGGCAGUAAACAGUAACAAAACACUUAAUAAAGAAAUACUUGACCACAACACUAGAGGUAGAGAGAGACCCCACAUCAUCUCUCAUAGAACAAUACUUUAUGAGAAAAGCCCUCACUAUGCAGGCAUAAAACAACUGAAUUGCUUCCAUCCUAAUAUCUCCAAAUUGCCCAUUACAAAACUAAAAACGAAAUUAAAAUUAUGGCUCCUAAACAAUCCUGUAUAUUCAAUAGAUGAGUUUCUAGAUUUAGUAAACCCGUAUGAUGGAAGAUCACCUAUCUAAAAAUAUAUGUAAUCUCAGAUCUUAGACUGUGUCACAAACUGUAAAUAUUUGAGUGUCAGAUAUGAAUACUAUGUCACAAACUGUAGAUUCCUUCAUCUAAGUAUGGCAAUAACAAUUUUUUAUGUAUAGUCCAUAUAUGUAACUCUGUUCUCUCAACUAAAUUUAGAAAAAGUUGUGUAGAUAGAAGUGCCAGCCAAAUAAUAUGUAACCCUAGUAAGUAAGGC